UCUGUAAGCACCACUGGCAACAUACUUGGUCGAAAGCUUUCCAGGGAGAAUGCCUUACUUGUUGUGUCGCUAUCUGCAUUUGACCUUAUUGGCCAUCCAGUACUGCAUGAAGAAUGCCAAGCUUUGCCUGAGAUUUCGAUGCGGAGCAACUUCACACAACGACUUGAAAUCUUUGCACGAGAUAGUGUCCUUGCACUGGAUGGCUGAUAAGGUCUAUUGCGGGCAAGACUUCUAUGUUUCUCCAAACCAAACAUAUCGAAGUGCCAAAUCGACAUUCAGAAAGACGUACACAUUACAAUGUGCCAAUUCAAACAAAGAAUAUAUGAGCCUGUUAAAACCAUACGAGGGCCGCUAUUUUGUGUUCGAAGGAAAAUGGAGCCUUUCAGCCACGAUCACAGUUCCAAAAGUCCGCAGCGAAGUUCUAUCCAAAUACAAAGAUAGUCAGCUCGAUAGUAGAAAAAAGUCAUACAUCGACGAUGAAUUUUCCAUUUUCAAAGCACUUCCUGAGAAAGAUGGCGACUCGUCAUCCUCCCGAGUCUCCAUUGGAUGCCUUUGUGAAUUUAUUGAGCUCAGUCCUACCAUCAGCGCUCACUGCAGGGAGAAAUUGGAAAUGGACGCGUACAUACUCAUCUGCGCUGCUAGACCAUGAGCUUCGCGAAAUUUGGGAGCUUUGGGUUGGGGAAUCUUUUUGACGCCAGUUCGAAAAGUGUUGGAGUAUCAUCUCACGGCGAAUGUCCUACUAUGUCCUUGUUUCAGCUAUUGGCAACGAUAGUCGAACAAAUGGAGAACAAACAGCGUUCAACGCUGUGUAUCACAAUUCUGCAUGCGGGUGCGAUAGUGAGAAAGGACUAGCUCGUCUGCCACGACCGUGCAUGG
Molecule: messenger RNA, 876 nt
Organism: Lentinula edodes (shiitake mushroom)
Lineage: Eukaryota; Fungi; Basidiomycota; Agaricomycetes; Agaricales; Omphalotaceae
Exons: 1
Coding region: 50-649 (199 amino acids)
Source: RefSeq, a predicted model, not a curated record